CCUUCCUUUUUUCCCUUUUCUUUCUUUCCUUCCUUCCUUCUUUCCUUUACUUUUCUCCUUCCUUCCUUUUCUUUUCUCCUUUCUGUCUUUCCUUCUUCCUUCCUUUCUCCUUCUUCCCUUCCAGGAUGGAGGCCCUUCCCCGGAGCCCCGCCGCCACCGGCAGCAGCACCGCCAGCGGCAUCAGCUUCCAUCCCCACCCGGGCCUCCAGAAGACCCUGGAGCAGUUCCACCUGAGCUCCAUGAGCUCCUUGGGGGGACCGGCGGCCUUCUCGGCCCGAUGGGCGCAGGAGCUCUACCACAAGGCCGGCAAGGAGGCCCUGCACCCGGCGGGGGCUGGGGCUGUGGCUGCCUCCUCCUCGUCUCCGUCCUCCUGCUCCUCGUCGGGGGACCUGGCCCUGCCGCCUCCUCCUCCUCCUCCGGCGGUGAUGCCUGGCCCCUUCUUCAUGCCCUCGGACCGCUCGACCGAGCGCUGCGAGACGGUGCUGGAGGGGGAGACCAUCUCGUGCUUCGUGGUGGGCGGCGAGAAGCGCCUCUGCCUGCCGCAGAUCCUGAACUCGGUGCUGCGGGACUUCUCCCUGCAGCAGAUCAACGCCGUCUGCGACGAGCUCCACAUCUACUGCUCCCGAUGCACCGCCGACCAGCUGGAGAUCCUGAAGGUGCUGGGGGUGCUGCCCUUCUCGGCCCCCUCCUGCGGCCUGAUCACCAAGACCGACGCCGAGCGCCUCUGCAACGCCUUGCUCUACGGCGGCGCCUUCCCUCCGGGCCGCGGGGCCACCAAGGAGGCCAACGCCGCCGAGCCUCCUCCUCCUCCCGCUGCCCUGGAGCUGGAGCUGGAGCGGAGCGAGCGGAGCUUCAAGGUCUACCACGAGUGCUUCGGCAAGUGCCAGGGCCUGCUGGUGCCCGAGCUCUACGCCAGCCCCGCCGCCGCCUGCAUCCAGUGCCUGGACUGCCGCCUGCUCUACCCGCCCCACAAGUUCGUCAUCCACUCCCACAAGGCCCGAGAGAACCGCACCUGCCACUGGGGCUUCGACUCGGCCAACUGGAGGGCCUACCUGCUCCUCAGCCCCGACUACGCCCGCAAGGAGGACCAGGCCCGCCUCGGGCAGCGCCUCGACCAGAUCAAGGAGAAGUUCGACUUCGCCCGGAGGUACAAGAGGAGGCACCCCACCCCCAGGGUCCCCUCCGAUCCUCCUGCCCCCAAGAAACCCAAAACAGAUGACUCCUUGCAGUCUACAAUAGUUGGCGAAAAAGAGAAGCAGUCCAGUUGGUUACGGUCCUUGUCCACGUCCUCCAGCAAGAAUAUCGGUUGCAUAAACCCGCGACAGCGCCUUUCCGCAUUCCGGCCCUGGUCUCCCGCUGUUUCAGCAAGUGAGAAGGAGCUUUCGAAUCACAUCCCCGCUUUGAUCAGAGACAGUUUCUACUCCUACAAGAGCUUUGAGAAUGCCAUAGCACCCAAUGUGGCCCUCGCCCCUCCUCCUCAGCCAAAGAUCAUCAGCCACCCGCCGCCAUGUGCCACAAUAGCAUCACGGAACAAUGAGCCACUGAACAGCCUGCCCCAGCCAAGGAAAAGGAAACACGUCUCCGAAAACCCAACCAUUCCCGAACCCACACCCACCACUGUUGUCGCAUCCGCCCCCGUCCCCGCAACGGAAGAGGACAAGGAGUCUGAAGCAGAAAUCGAAGUAGAAACGCGAGAAGAAUGUAAGUUCACCUCCUCUCUGUCUUCGCUCUCCUCCCCAUCCUUCACGUCUUCGAGCUCAGCCAAGGACAUGAGCUCCCCCAGCAUGCCAGUUCCGCCAACCACCAACAACGUCUUCGAAGUUGCCAGCCAUGUUGAGCCUCAGAGCGGGGCCAGUGGGUUGGAGGCUGAGCUGGAACACCUCAGGCAGGCCUUGGACAGUGGCCUGGACACAAAAGAAGCCAAAGAGAAGUUCCUCCACGAAGUUGUGAAGAUGAGAGUCAAGCAGGAGGAGAAGCUCAAUGCAGCCUUGCAGGCCAAGCGAAGCCUACAUCAGGAGCUAGAGUUCCUUCGCGUGGCCAAGAAGGAGAAGCUGAGAGAGGCAACUGAAGCCAAGCGCAAUUUAAGGAAGGAGAUUGAGCGCCUCCGAGCUGAAAACGAAAAGAAAAUGAAGGAGGCCAAUGAGUCACGGAUACGGCUAAAGCGGGAACUGGAGCAAGCCAGACAGGUCCGGGUGUGUGACAAGGGCUGCGAAGCAGGACGGCUGCGAGCCAAAUACUCUGCCCAGAUCGAAGACCUGCAAGUGAAACUCCAGCACGCGGAGACAGACAGGGAGCAGCUGCGGGCCGAUCUGUUGCGCGAGAGGGAAGCACGGGAACACUUGGAAAAAGUUGUGAAGGAACUCCAGGAGCAACUGUGGCCUAAGCAGAGCGAUCUACCCAGCAACGAACAUGCCGCAAAAGACAUGGAAAACUAAACCAGUGCUGAAGAACAUUGUGAAUAGCGGCCUAAUCUGGAGGCCAGAUUGACAAAACAUGCACAGUAAGGGAGAGUAUGUGGGAGAGGCACUGGGCGAAGGGUGUGCAUGCGCCCCUGUUCUUGCCGGCAAACAUGGACACGGUUAUUAAUCGGAGAGCAAACGUUACUCUUUAUAACAGAAGCACUGAAUGCCAGCUCUAUUUUUACCCCCCAAGUCCAUAUAGCACAACAUCUUCCUGUGCCUAUAAACAUGAAGAGUGUUUCUAAAGAUAAACUACUUUUCGAAUCUGCAGCAAAAAAGCAAAACAACAGCUAUAUAUAUAUAUAUAUAUAUAUAUAUAUAUAUAUUCCACCGGUAAAAUCUGUUUUAGCAUCUAAGCAAAAUGAAAGGCAAGCGACCGGGGCUUGCUUUCCGAGAAAACUUCGGGAUUCAGACAAAAGCAAAAAAAACACCCCAAAAUCCAUAAAAUGACCCUUUUUUUGUUACAAGGCUAUCUAAAAGACACACACGGCCGAGUCGCGAAGAUGUGGUAUUAUAACCACUGACCAGAUUUUUUUAUAUAUAUACAUCUAUAUCUAUAUAUAUAUAUAAAUGGGGAGGGUGGGGUUAUACCGAAUUUGUAAAGACAACUUGUUACAGAUGUUGGGGUUCUUACUUAGAGAAGCUUGUCAUAAAAAGAAGAAGAAGCAUACUAGUAAGCCAUGACCAUUUUAAACCAGACUAUUUCUAUGAUGAUUUUUUUAAGAGCUCUAGUUUAAACAAUGCUUUUGUGUUUUUACCCACGCUUGGACACAAGGAAAGAAGGAAUGUCCGCGGAGGAAAAAGGGUCGGGCGGCUGGGCGGGUGUUUCAAUGGGACACCGGGGUGGAACUUUAUUUUCCGAGAACCACGCCUUAUUAAAAUCAGUGUUUAUUGAUCACGCCAUAACUUUGAGAGAGAGAGAAGGUGAGAAAGAGAGGUGCUUGUUCUCAACAUGUUUCGAAAUCACGGCCGGCUUUAGAGCGCUUCGGUUCCAAACGGAAGAAUCUAAAGAGAGGAACAAGGUCUGGAAAAAUUGGCUGGACCAUGAAGUUGCUUGGGAAGGAUGAACGCGAAUGCGAGAACGGCCCGGCGCAUUUGGAAACCCUCUUGUUCUGUUUUCUCCGGGAACUUGUUUGCGUUCAACCGUCAACUCCGAAUUUCCAGUAUUUUUUAUUGACUUGCCCAUCCUUGUGUGUGCGGAUUUCAGUGUCCCGCAAAGAGUGCUCGCCGUUGUAUUAAAGAAACAAAAGACUUCUGCUGCUGUGAAUAAGCCUACAUUUCUUAUUCUCUAGGGGUUUUUCUUUUCUUUUCUUUUUGUCAUUGUGGUGCGUGCGCGUGCGUGUGUGUCUUCUUUUCCUCCCCGAUGUGACAAAUACUUUAAUAUUGGGAUUGAUGCUGCCGCUUGUCCCAAUGUAUCUCCAGCGAUGGAUAUACAAAAUAUGCAGUAAGUAAUCAAAACUCAGGGCAAAAUCCUCACCCCAGUGGAAGUUUUGCGUCUGCAUGGUUGGACCCAACGCUUUGGAAAACGUUGGCCGGAAUCCUGCGUCGCAGUUGCGAAUGCGUGACCUGGAGUUAUGCACUUGUGGCUGUUACGCAUUCGUGGAUCCUAUGCAGACCCUAAACUAGUUAUGUAGGGACUAUGAAAAUCCCCCAAUCCCCUUGCAUAAGGGGUCGAUGCAACAGGGACCCCCUUCUUACGCAUUAAUAGGGAUCUCUCAUGGGAUGGAAACAGCAACCAGCCAAGCGACAGGGAAACAGACCCCCGUCAAAUGCAAGAGAUGCUGCCCAGUAAGGGGAUCGGGGUAUAUGUGUGCUGGAUCGGCCCCAUAACCAUGGUGCUUACGCAUACAUAAAGACCAUAUGGGAUUCCGGACACCUUUUGUAAGGACGAGACGCUUAGCGUCUUUCUUAACCCGCUUAGAAUUUUUACUCACUUGUCCAUUAUGAGUUGCGUCGGGUUUGUUUUUGUUCGCUUACUUGAACCGUCGGCGUUCAAGGAAAACCGAUUUGACUAUGCAGGUCCCUGGGACACGAGGAUGUAUGUAGUGUUAUGAAAAUGAGUUACCAAAACCGUUACGGGGGACGUAAGAGGUGGCUGCGGGUUUUCUAGCAGUCUUGCAUGUCAUGUUUGUGAGAAGAAUCGCUUUGGGAAUUGCCGUCACGGCCCUUUAGAUAAGAGGAUCAGAGAAACCAUCCUGCCAGUGUGACGUCGAAGGCUUUCAUGGCCGGCAUCCAUAGAUUUUUGUGGGGUUUUGAGGCUAUGUGUCCAUGUUCCAGAAGAAUGUAUGCCUAUGUUUCACCGGUAUCUGUGGCUGGCAUCUUCAGAGAAUGCUGGCAUGGAAGAGAGUUGGAUAUAUAUACCUUUGGUUGAGAGGAAGCGAUGUAUAUGUUAAUCUGUGUAUUGUUCUGUUGUUGAACGG
Molecule: messenger RNA, 4879 nt
Organism: Sceloporus undulatus (fence lizard)
Lineage: Eukaryota; Metazoa; Chordata; Lepidosauria; Squamata; Phrynosomatidae
Gene: SKI
Product: SKI proto-oncogene
Exons: 7
Coding region: 126-2435 (769 amino acids)
Biological process (GO): negative regulation of BMP signaling pathway
Cellular component (GO): nucleus
Molecular function (GO): RNA polymerase II cis-regulatory region sequence-specific DNA binding; SMAD binding; DNA-binding transcription factor activity, RNA polymerase II-specific
Source: RefSeq, a predicted model, not a curated record